CUAGACUUGUUAUCAAUGACGAGAAUCCUUCCUGUUUGUCUUUCUUCAGCCAGCAGCUACAACAAGACCCUCGACGAAUAUUACCAAAAUCUGACCAGGAUGGCAACGCUCAGGGCUCUUAGGAAACUGUGCCAACACACACAGCGCCAAGUCUGUAGUCUACACACGUCCAUAUCAAGGCAGGAGGCGGUGGUCAUCUCAGGAAGGAAACUCGCACGACAGAUCCGAGAGGAGGCUCGGCUCGAUUUGGAAGAGUGGGUGUCUGCUGGCAACAGGAGGCCCCAUCUCAGUGUGGUUCUUGUAGGAGACAACCCCGCCAGUCACUCCUACGUCCUGAAUAAGACAAGGGCGGCAGCUGAUGUUGGAAUCAGCAGUGAGACCAUCCUAAAACCCUCAGACAUCAGUGAGGAGGAACUAUUGGACCUGAUAGAUAAACUCAACACAGACCACUGUGUGGACGGCCUUCUGGUCCAAUUGCCUCUUCCAGAACACAUCGAUGAGCGUAAAGUCUGUAAUGCAGUUUCUCCUAGCAAGGAUGUGGACGGCUUCCAUGUUGUGAAUGUGGGUCGCAUGUGCCUGGAUCAGUCCACCAUGCUGCCUGCCACUCCCUGGGGAGUCUGGGAAAUUAUCAAACGCACAGGUAUUCCCACCCUUGGGAAGAAUGUUGUGGUGGCAGGCCGCUCCAAGAAUGUGGGCAUGCCCAUCGCCAUGUUGCUGCAUACAGACGGGCGCCAUGAGAGGCCCGGAGGUGAUGCCACCGUCACCAUCUCUCACCGUUACACUCCAAAGGAACAACUUCGCCAACACACAAAAAUCGCUGAUAUCAUUGUGGCUGCUGCAGGGAUCCCAAACCUCAUUACGGCAGACAUGAUCAAAGAAGGUGCGGCAGUUAUCGACGUUGGAAUAAACAGAGUCCAGGAUCCAGUCACUGGCAAGAGCAGACUCGUUGGAGAUGUUGACUUUGAAGGUGUGAAGCAGAAAGCAAGCUUCAUCACGCCAGUUCCUGGGGGUGUGGGACCCAUGACUGUGGCAAUGCUCAUGAAGAACACCAUCAAGGCAGCUAAGAACGUCUUGUUGUAUCCCCCAGAGAGGAUCCGCAUUGCUGCUGCUUCGUAAUAGGACAUCAUAAAUCCCAGCAACAGUGACACAUUCCACCCCGACAUACCCUGCCACCCCUUUGUUUUUGUUUUUUUUUGGCACGGUCGCCUGCACACGGACUGGAAAGACAAUAGCUUUAAGGCUUUCCUCCUGCCGAUGCCUUUCACCUCUCUUAACUUUAAGUGCAGCCAUGCCAGACUGUUACAUGUCACUCCUGUAUUUCAACAUUAUAUAACAAGCUUCUCAGUAUUUCUCAUUUGCCAUGUAUUCCUGCAGCAUUUUAGGUUUUUGGGGAACCUUGAAAGGAUUGCUCAUUGUUUUUAUUUGUAUUUAUGCAUUGAUAUAUAUUUAUACAGUAAUUGAGAGGUUACAGUGUGUGUGUAACCUGAAAGAUGACAAGCAGUUAAAGCAGGACGACUGAGACAUGUCUCCUUUCUGUCCAUCGGCUGGUGUAGUAUUAUGUACAGAGAGGGCCAAGGGCUAACCUAAUCAGGAACAUGUAUGUCUAUUAAUUUAAGCUUUAAAUUUUAAAGAUUCACAAAUGCCUUUGUAAAAAGAGGAAUUUUGAAAUAAAUAUUGCAAAUAUGU
Myripristis murdjan (pinecone soldierfish) is the source of this 1686-nucleotide messenger RNA. RefSeq names its product methylenetetrahydrofolate dehydrogenase (NADP+ dependent) 2, methenyltetrahydrofolate cyclohydrolase (gene mthfd2). Gene Ontology annotation, cellular component: mitochondrion. The transcript has 9 exons. Gene Ontology annotation, molecular function: methylenetetrahydrofolate dehydrogenase (NADP+) activity; methenyltetrahydrofolate cyclohydrolase activity; methylenetetrahydrofolate dehydrogenase (NAD+) activity. Lineage: Eukaryota; Metazoa; Chordata; Actinopteri; Holocentriformes; Holocentridae. Gene Ontology annotation, biological process: tetrahydrofolate interconversion. The coding region runs from base 16 to 1116 and encodes 366 amino acids. The record is from RefSeq and is a predicted model, not a curated record.